This is a messenger RNA of Beauveria bassiana ARSEF 2860, 1341 nucleotides long. RefSeq lists its product as uncharacterized. The transcript has a single exon. The record is from RefSeq and is a predicted model, not a curated record. Bases 1 to 1341 code for a protein of 446 amino acids. NCBI's taxonomy places the organism in Eukaryota, Fungi, Ascomycota, Sordariomycetes, Hypocreales, Cordycipitaceae.
AUGCCUGCUCCCAAAGGUGGUAGACGGCAGCCUGCGAUGCCUAACCUCAACUUGAGUCGCCAGCAACUUCAGCAGACCAAGUCUCAAGCUGACCCAACCUCUCCUCCACAUACACCGACAGCAUCACCCCAGAAAACUCGCAAGAGCCAGCCUGUCUUUGAUCAAUCUUCUCGCAGCGUUCCAAUGGACCCUCACAUUCGACCCGUCGGUCACGACCACCAGUUUAGCUACCGGCCGACUGUCAGGCCAGAGCAGCUCAGCCCUCGCUCUUCCUCGUCUGAAGUUCCAGAUGAUUUCGAUGAUGACGAGUACUCGUCUGGAGAUGAGGAUGAUGAUGAAGAAGAAGAAGCAGAAGAAGAAGAAGAAGACGACGAAGAAGACGAGCUCGACUAUUCACGUGGACCCAUCAAGGCGCCGUCGCCUCUAGCUGCAUCUGAUACCCAAUCAUCGUCCGAAGAAGAGCCUGGCUCGGAGGAAGACAUUGAAGAAGACGAGGAGGAGGAAGAAGACUCUGAACUGGAUAACUCUACUGGGGAACGGCCAAUCCCUUCCGUCGGAAGAGUAGUACACAUGGAGGAGGUUAACGAGGAUGAUGAUGAUGAUGAAGAUGAUGAAGACGAAGACGAAGACGACGAUGACGAAGAGGUGGAGGAGGAAGAUGUUGACAAUGAGAACGAAGAGGAGGAGGAAGACGACAGCGACAACGAUGACGACGGCAUGUCACGACCAACGAUGGAAUCGCCGGUUUUCACCACCUUUACUACCGCAACAACCACCGUCUGCGACUUUGUCCUCGAGGAGAUAGAUCCCAUGGAUAGCGACAAUGGCCUAUCUGUCCUGGACCCAUAUGAAAUCGAAUCCAAUCGCAGCCGAUCGAGCUCCAAGCACAGAGACGACCACGGACCACCCUUUGAGCACCGAGAGCUACCCAUCAGGAUGAUGCAAGACAUGCGUAACCUUCACUGCAGCAACGAAGCCUCGGACGAGGAAGCAGAGCAGGACACGGAAGAAGCUGCCUUUUACAAAUGGCAGCAGUACAUGCGCCGACGCCGGCUCAGUGUCUCGAGUAGUAUCACCGGUAAACGCACGUUUAGUGAGCGUAGCGCCUCGGACGACUCAGACGACGGCGGUCUCGACGUCAACGAGGUUGGCUCCAGCGCACGCCGCAUGCGCAAGCGCUUGCACCGCGGCAGCUUGCUCUUCCAGGACCCGCCAGAGCCGCGCAUUGACGAGCUUGAAGAGCCUAACUCGAGCGAGGACGAGUACCUUCCGACUCAGCACCUCGGCAUGCAGCUGCCUUACUGGACAAUUGAGAUUAACGAGAUGGAAGACUCGCAAUGA